AUGGCUGAACAACAGAUCUCCAACCUUCUUUCAAUGUUUGAUGCUUCUCACGCAAGCCAGAAGUUGGAGAUUACGGUUCAGAUGAUGGAUACCUACCAUUACAGAGAAACUCCUCCAGACUCUUCCUCUUCAGAAGGCGGUUCCUUAUCUCGCUAUGAUGAGCGACGGGUCUCCCUUCCGCUCUCUCACAAUGCAGCCUCCCCAGACAUAGUCUCCCAGUUAUGCUUCUCAACAGCUAUGAGCUCGGAGCUCAAUCACAGGUGGAAGUCACAGCGCCUCAAGGUUGCUGACUCUCCCUACAACUACAUCCUGACUCUUCCAUCUAAAGGUAUUCGUGGGGCUUUCAUUGACUCACUGAAUGUCUGGCUCGAGGUCCCCGAAGACGAGACCUCGGUGAUCAAAGAGGUGAUUGGCAUGCUCCACAACUCGUCUCUCAUAAUCGAUGACUUCCAAGACAACUCCCCACUUCGGCGGGGCAAGCCAUCUACACAUACUGUCUUCGGUCCAGCACAAGCAAUCAACACAGCAACAUAUGUCAUCGUCAAGGCCAUCGAGAAAAUACAGGAUAUCGUCGGUCACGAUGCAUUGGCAGAUGUAACUGGCACUAUAACCACAAUCUUCCAGGGUCAGGCAAUGGAUCUGUGGUGGACUGCUAAUGCCAUUGUUCCGUCUAUCCAAGAAUAUCUCCUGAUGGUCAAUGACAAGACUGGUGCCCUGUUCAGGUUAUCGCUUGAACUACUGGCGCUGAACUCUGAAGCAUCCAUCAGUGACAGCGCGCUUGAAUCUCUCAGCAGCGCUGUCUCACUGCUCGGGCAGUAUUUCCAGAUAAGAGAUGAUUACAUGAAUCUCAUUGACAACAAGUAUACUGAUCAGAAAGGAUUUUGCGAGGAUCUGGACGAGGGGAAAUACUCGUUGACUCUAAUCCAUGCUCUGCAGACCGACUCCAGCGACCUUCUCACCAACAUCUUAUCGAUGAGAAGAGUCCAAGGAAAACUUACGGCGCAGCAAAAGAUGCUGGUUUUGGAAGUGAUGAAAACAAACGGCAGCUUAGACUGGACGAGCAAACUCCUUGGCAUGCUGCACACAAGAGUUGUAGCCGAGAUUGAGAGCCUGGAAGUUAGCACGAAGAGGGAUAACCAUGCAUUGAGGGCUUUAGUGGAACGCCUGAAGCUGGAAACCUAG
Fusarium fujikuroi IMI 58289 is the source of this 1182-nucleotide messenger RNA. RefSeq names its product gibberellin cluster-GGPP-synthase. The coding region runs from base 1 to 1182 and encodes 393 amino acids. The transcript has 5 exons. Gene Ontology annotation, molecular function: prenyltransferase activity. Lineage: Eukaryota; Fungi; Ascomycota; Sordariomycetes; Hypocreales; Nectriaceae. Gene Ontology annotation, biological process: isoprenoid biosynthetic process. The record is from RefSeq and is a predicted model, not a curated record.